AUUCCUGCUGCUGAGAAAGUGGGAAAACAGUUAUAUUCCCUUGCAUUUUAGCGAAGAGAAACUAGACCUGCAGAUGAGUACCUUUCUGUUUCCAUAUAAACAGAGGAAUUCUGCACAACCCAAAUCACGCAGAAACCUCCUGGUAAGGACUUCACGGGUAGUUAUUGCCGGCAUUGUAUUCUGAGAGAUGAGCUUCCUUUCACUUCUGGAAAUGCCUUAAAUUAAAACUCAUCUUGAAACAACAUGACGUCUCAACGAGGCUGCCUUCUCACCUUGGAACAUCAGCUUUUAAAAUAAAGGUGUCAUGAGAAGUGUGGAGACACCCACUGCAUCACAACUGGAAUCAAUCUCUGCUUAUGCCAACCUAGGUCUGCCGAGCAGGGUAAGUCUACUGCUCGAAAGCGGCACAGAGGAAAUCCUCCCUCCCCUGGGUUCAGGCCCGGAGUUACGAGCGGAGAUUCGCGGCGGCGUGCCAGAGCCCAGAGCAAACCCGGCUGGGGAACGCACCUCGCCCGCGGCUCCGGAAGCGGCUGCCGCCCCGACCGGAAAGCCCCCAGCAUCGCCCGCAGGAAUAGCUGCCCGCCUGCGGCUCCAGCCCGGCCUCGGGUACCACGCGCCUAGUGGGAAGCGGCACUAACGCCUGCAGCAUCUCGCGAGAUUUCGGGCUCAGCCCAAGUACUGCGAGUUCAUCAAAGGCGAGGAAAAAAAAAAAAAAAAACAAAGCCAGCGGGCGAGAGCCUCUGAAGUCGCGGCUGGGGCGCUGGGAUGGCAGCUGCCGCGGGAGCAUCAGCUACCGGCGUGAGGCAAGGCAGGGCCCGCGCGCCGUCCGCAGCCCCGUUGCCUGGGCUGCCGGUUCACUGACGCGCGGCCCCCGGGUGAAGAGAAGGGAGGCGGGCUGGGAGCCCGCUCCUUUUCGCCGCAGAGCGCGGCGGGGGAGGGAGGUGAAGGCGUGGGAGGAGGCGACGGAAGAGGAGGUAGCGGCGCGGAGAUCCUCCCGGCGACACCACUGAGGCGGAGCGCGGCCGCGCCUGCUCCCAGAUCGCGCCGUUCGUGCUGUCCGCCCUGCCCGAGGCCCGGCGCGGGCUGGCUGGCUGCGAUCCUGGCACCGGCCGCUUUCGCGUGGGGUCGCGCAGGAGCAGCUGAGGGCCGGAUCGCUGAGUGAGCGUCAGCUGCGCGCCGCUGAGGGACCGUGGGUGGGCGGGCUGAGGGGCGGAGGAGCCUCCGGCCCCGCCUCCCGCGUGCUGCUGCCGGAGCCGCAGCAGCCACAGCCCCGCGGAGGCUUUAAACAGCGGGGCCCGCCCCGCGCCCGCCACACUCGCGCGUUCGCUUGGCUGCCAGGGGCGUCUGUGCCGUCCCGGCUAGCGGCGGCCCGCGGGCAGCGGGGAGAAAGACUUCCUCACCCGGCCUUGCGGCCGUGGCCACCGCCGGCCAGGGGUGCGGAGGGCGUGCUGCCGGAGACGUCCGCCGGACUCUGCAGUUCCGCCGGGGGUCGGGCAGCGAUGGAGCCGGUGCCCACGGCGCCCUCCUCCGGCGCCCCGGGACUGGCCGGGGUCGGAGAGACGCCGCCAGCCGCUGCGCUGGCCGCCGCCAGGGUGGAACUGCCCGGCACGGCUGUGCCCUCGGUGCCGGAGGAUGCUGCGCCCGCGAGUCGGGACGGCGGCGGGGUCCGCGGUGAGGGCGCUGCGGCGGCCGGGGACGGGCUGGGCAGACCCUUGGGGCCCACCCCGAGCCAGAGCCGUUUCCAGGUGGACUUGGUUUCCGAGAACGCCGGGCGGGCCGCUGCUGCUGCGGCGGCGGCGGCGGCAGCAGCGGCGGCUGGUGCUGGGGCGGGGGCCAAGCAGACCCCCGGGGACGGGGAAGGCAGCGGCGAGAGCGGGCCGGCUAAAGGCAGCGAGGAAGCCAAGGGCCGCUUCCGCGUGAACUUCGUGGACCCGGCUGCCUCCUCGUCGGCUGAAGACAGCCUGUCGGAUGCUGCCGGGGUCGGUGGCGACGGGCCCAACGUGAGUUUCCAGAACGGCGGAGACACGGUGCUGAGCGAGGGCAGCAGCCUGCACUCCGGCGGCGGCGGCAGUGGGCACCACCAGCACUACUAUUAUGAUACCCACACCAACACCUACUACCUGCGCACCUUCGGUCACAACACCAUGGACGCUGUGCCCAGGAUCGAUCACUACCGGCACACAGCCGCGCAGCUGGGCGAGAAGCUGCUCCGGCCUAGCCUGGCGGAGCUCCACGACGAGCUGGAAAAGGAACCGUUUGAGGAUGGCUUUGCAAAUGGGGAAGAAAGUACUCCAACCAGAGAUGCUGUGGUCACAUAUACUGCGGAAAGUAAAGGAGUCGUGAAGUUUGGCUGGAUCAAGGGUGUAUUAGUACGUUGUAUGUUAAACAUUUGGGGUGUGAUGCUCUUCAUUAGAUUGUCAUGGAUUGUGGGUCAAGCUGGAAUAGGUCUAUCAGUCCUUGUAAUAAUGAUGGCCACUGUUGUGACAACUAUCACAGGAUUGUCUACUUCAGCAAUAGCAACUAAUGGAUUUGUAAGAGGAGGAGGAGCGUAUUAUUUAAUAUCUAGAAGUCUCGGGCCAGAAUUUGGUGGUGCAAUUGGUCUGAUCUUCGCCUUUGCCAACGCUGUUGCAGUUGCUAUGUAUGUGGUUGGAUUUGCAGAAACUGUGGUGGAGUUGCUUAAGGAACAUUCCAUACUUAUGAUAGAUGAAAUCAAUGAUAUCCGAAUUAUUGGAGCCAUUACAGUGGUGAUUCUUUUAGGUAUCUCAGUAGCUGGAAUGGAGUGGGAAGCAAAAGCUCAGAUUGUUCUUUUGGUGAUCCUACUUCUUGCUAUUGGUGACUUUGUCAUAGGAACAUUUAUCCCACUGGAGAGCAAGAAGCCAAAAGGGUUUUUUGGCUAUAAAUCUGAAAUAUUUAAUGAGAACUUUGGGCCAGAUUUUCAAGAGGAAGAGACUUUCUUUUCUGUAUUUGCCAUCUUUUUUCCUGCUGCAACUGGUAUUCUGGCUGGAGCAAAUAUCUCAGGUGAUCUUGCAGAUCCUCAAUCAGCCAUACCCAAAGGAACUCUCCUAGCCAUUUUAAUUACUACAUUGGUUUACGUAGGAAUUGCAGUAUCUGUAGGUUCUUGUGUUGUUCGAGAUGCCACUGGAAACGUUAAUGACACUAUUGUCACAGAGUUAACAAACUGUACUUCUGCAGCCUGCAAAUUAAACUUUGAUUUUUCAUCUUGUGAAAUCAGUCCUUGUUCCUAUGGCCUAAUGAACAACUUCCAGGUAAUGAGUAUGGUGUCAGGAUUUACACCAUUAAUUUCUGCAGGUAUCUUUUCAGCCACUCUUUCUUCAGCAUUAGCAUCCCUUGUGAGUGCUCCCAAAAUAUUUCAGGCUUUAUGUAAGGACAACAUCUACCCAGCUUUCCAGAUGUUUGCUAAAGGUUAUGGGAAAAAUAACGAACCUCUUCGUGGCUACAUCUUAACAUUCUUAAUUGCACUUGGAUUUAUCUUAAUUGCUGAACUGAAUGUUAUUGCUCCAAUUAUCUCAAACUUCUUCCUUGCAUCAUAUGCAUUGAUCAAUUUUUCAGUAUUCCAUGCAUCACUUGCAAAAUCUCCAGGAUGGCGUCCUGCAUUCAAAUACUACAACAUGUGGAUAUCACUUCUUGGAGCAAUUCUUUGUUGCAUAGUGAUGUUUGUCAUUAACUGGUGGGCUGCACUGCUAACAUAUGUGAUAGUCCUUGGGCUAUAUAUUUAUGUUACCUACAAAAAACCAGAUGUGAAUUGGGGAUCCUCUACACAAGCCCUGACUUACCUGAAUGCACUGCAGCAUUCAAUUCGUCUUACUGGAGUGGAAGACCACGUGAAAAACUUUAGGCCACAGUGUCUUGUUAUGACAGGUGCUCCAAACUCACGUCCAGCUUUACUUCAUCUUGUUCAUGAUUUCACAAAAAAUGUUGGUUUGAUGAUCUGUGGCCAUGUACAUAUGGGUCCUCGAAGACAAGCCAUGAAAGAGAUGUCCAUCGAUCAAGCCAAAUAUCAGCGAUGGCUUAUUAAGAACAAAAUGAAGGCAUUUUACGCUCCAGUACAUGCAGAUGACUUGAGAGAAGGUGCACAGUAUUUGAUGCAGGCUGCUGGUCUUGGUCGUAUGAAGCCAAACACACUUGUCCUUGGAUUUAAGAAAGAUUGGUUGCAAGCAGAUAUGAGGGAUGUGGAUAUGUAUAUAAACUUAUUUCAUGAUGCCUUUGACAUACAAUAUGGAGUAGUGGUUAUUCGCCUAAAAGAAGGUCUGGAUAUAUCUCAUCUUCAAGGACAAGUUGAGGAAGAGGAUGGCAAGACUGCAACUCAACCACUGUUGAAAAAAGAAUCCAAAGGCCCUAUUGUGCCUUUAAAUGUAGCUGACCAAAAGCUUCUUGAAGCUAGUACACAGUUUCAGAAAAAACAAGGAAGGAAUACUAUUGACGUCUGGUGGCUUUUUGAUGAUGGAGGUUUGACCUUAUUGAUACCUUACCUUCUGACUACCAAGAAAAAAUGGAAAGACUGUAAGAUCAGAGUAUUCAUUGGUGGAAAAAUAAACAGAAUAGACCAUGACCGGAGAGCGAUGGCUACUUUGCUUAGCAAGUUCCGAAUAGACUUUUCUGACAUUAUGGUCCUAGGAGAUAUCAAUACCAAACCAAAGAAAGAAAAUAUUAUAGCUUUUGAGGAAAUGAUUGAGCCAUACAGACUUCAUGAAGAUGAUAAAGAGCAGGAUAUUGCAGAUAAAAUGAAAGAAGAUGAACCGUGGCGAAUAACAGAUAAUGAACUUGAACUUUAUAAGACCAAGACAUACCGGCAGAUCAGGUUAAAUGAAUUAUUAAAGGAACAUUCAAGCACAGCUAAUAUUAUCGUCAUGAGUCUCCCAGUUGCACGAAAAGGUGCUGUGUCUAGUGCUCUCUACAUGGCAUGGUUAGAAGCUCUAUCUAAGGACCUACCACCAAUCCUCCUAGUUCGUGGGAAUCAUCAGAGUGUCCUUACCUUCUACUCAUAAAUGUUCUAUACAGUGGACAGCCCUCCAGAAUGGUACUUCAGUGCCUAGUGUAGUAACUGAAAUCUUCAAUGACACAUUAACAUCACAGUGGCGAAUAGUGACUUUUCUUUCACGAUUUCAUUAAUUUGAAAGCACACAGGAAAGUUGCUCCAUUGAUAUGUGUAUGGAGACUUCGGUUUUAGUCAAUUCCAUAUCUCAAUCUUAAUGGUGAUUCUUCUCUGUUGAACUGAAGUUUGUGAGAGUAGUUUUCCUUUGCUACUUGAAUAGCAAUAAAAGCGUGUCAACUUUUUGAUUGAUGAAAGAAGUACAAAAAGCCUUUAGCCUUGAGGUGCCUUCUGAAAUUAACCAAAUUUCAUCCAUAUAUCCUCUUUUAUAAAUUUAUAGAAUGUCAAACUUUGCCUUCAACUGUUGUUUUUAUUUCUAGUCUCUUCCACUUUAAAACAAAAUGAACACUGCUUGUCUUCUUCCAUUGACCAUUUAGUGUUGAGUACUGUAUGUGUUUUGUUAAUUUUAUAAAGGUAUCUGUUAGAUAUUAAAGGUGAGAAUUAGGGCAGGUUAAUGAAAAAUGGGGAAGGGGAAAUGGUAACCAAAAAGUGACCCCAUGGUAAGGUUUAUAUGAGUAUAUGUUAAUAUAAAGCUAGGAAAAAAAGCCCCCCAAAUGCCUUUUUAACCCCUCUGAUUGGCUAUUAUCACUAUAUUAUUAUCUCUUGAAACCUUAGGGAAGAUUAAAGAUUCAUCCCAUACUUCUGUAUACCAUGCUUAAAAACGUCAUUCUUUAAACAAAAAUACUCAAGAUCAUUUAUAUUUAUUUGGAGAGAAAACUGUCCUAAUUUAGAAUUUCCCUCAAAUCUGAGGGACUUUUAAGAAAUGCUAACAGAUUUUAUGGAGGAAAUUUAGACAAAGCAAUGUCAUUUAAUAGAGUAUUUCAAUAUUUAAGUGGAAUUUCAGUAUACUGUACUAUCCUUUAUAAGUCAUUAAAAUAAUGUUUCAUCAAAUGGUUAAAUGGACCACUGGUUUCUUAGAGAAAUGUUUUUAGGCUUAAUUCAUUCAACUGUCAAGUACACUUAGUCUUACUACACUCAGGUUUGAACAGAUUAUUCUGAACAUUAAAAUUUAAUCCAUUCUUAAUACUUUAAAACUUUUGUGUUAAGAAAAACUGCCAGUUUGUGCUUUUGAAAUGUCUGUUUUGACAUCAUAGUCUACUAGUACAAUUUUGACAGUGCAUAUGUACUGUUACUAAAAGCUUUAUAUAAAAUUAUUAAUGUGAAGUUUUUCAUUUAUAAUUCAAGGAAGGAUUUCCUGAAAACAUUUCAAGGGAUGUCUACAUAUUUGUAUGUGUGUGUGUAUAUAUGUAUAUGCAUACACAGAUGCAUAUGUGUAUAUAUAAUGAAAUUUAUGUUGCUGGUAUUUUGCAUUUUAAAGUGAUCAAGAUUCAUUAGGCAAACUUUUGUUUAAGUAAACAAGUUCAAAAUCAGAUUAACAGAUACAGGUUUCAUAGAGAACAAAGGUGAUCAUUUGAAGGGCAUGCUGUAAUUUCACACAAUUUUCCAGUUCAAAAAUAGAGAAUACUUCGCCUAAAGUACUGUUAAGUGAGUCAAUUGAUACAAGUUUCUGUGGUGGAAAAUUUAUGCGGGUUUUCAUGAAUUUUUUUUUUUUUUUUUUUUUUUGAGACGGAGUCUGGCUCUGUUGCCAUGCUGGAAUGCAGUAACGUGAUCUCAGCUCACUGCAACCUCCGCCUCCCCAGUCAGUUCAAGCAAUUCUCCUGCCUUAGCCUCCCUAGUAGCUGGGACUACAGGAGCACGCCACACCAUGCCCAGCUAAUUUUUGUAUUUUGAGUAGAGACGGGGUUUCACCAUACUGACUAGGAUGGUCUCUCUUGACCUUGUGAUCUGCCUGCCUCGACCUCCCAGAGUGCCGGGAUUACAGGCGUGAGCCACUGCGCCCGGCUGGUUUUCAUGAAUCUUGAUAGACAUCUAUAACGUUAUUUUCAGUGGUGUGCGGCAUUUUUGCUGCAUGAGUAUGAGCUAGGUAUAGAGAUCUGAUAACUUGAAAUCAGAAUAUUAAGAAAAUGAAGUAACUGAUUUUCUUUAAAAAAAUUUCUACAUUUUAACUCACAGCAUUGUUCCAUUGCAGGUUUUGCAAUGUUUGGGGGUAAAGACAGUAGAAAUACUAUAUUAUUCAGUAAACAAUAACGUGUGAACUUUAAAAAUGGAUAACAGGGCAUGGACUGAGUGCUGCUAGCUUGAAAUGUGCACAGGUACACUUACUUUUUUUAAAGUUUUUCCCAUUCAGGAAAACAACAUUGUGAUCUGUACUACAGGAACCAAAUGUCAUGCGUCGUACAUGUGUGUAUAAAGUACAUAAAAUGUAUCUACAUAUUCAUAAUGUGGGCUGGGUAAUACUGUCUGUGAAAUAAUGUAAGAAGCUUUUCACUUAAAAAAAUGCAUUACUUUCACUUAACACUAGACAUCAGGUCGAAAAUUUGCAAGGUUGUUAUAGUACUUAUUUCAGCAAUUCUUAGAGAUGCUAGCUAGUGUUGAAGCUAAAAAUAGCUUUAUUUAUGCUAAAUUUUGAUUUUUGUGCGAAAUUUUUUUUAGUUCUAAUCAUUGGUGAUAGCUUGGAAAUAAAUAAUUAUGCCAUGGCAUUUGACAGUUCAUUAUUCCUAUAAGUAAGAAUUCAGUGAGUUUAAAGAGAAGGUGGUGUUAAGCUGAUUAUUAACAGUUACUGAAAUCAACUAUUUAUUUGUUACAUUAUUCCAUUUGUAUUUUAGGUUUCCUUUUACAUUCUUUUUAUAUGCAUUCUGACAUUACAUAUUUUUUAAGACUAUGGAAAUAAUUUAAAGAUUUGAGCUCUGGUGGAUGAUUAUCUGCUAAGUUUGAAAAUGUAAUAUUUUGAUAAUACUGUACUAUAACUGUCACACAAAUGCUUUUCUAAUGUUUUAACCUUGAGUAUUGCAGUUGCUGCUUUGUACAGAGGUUACUGCAAUAAAGGAAGUGGAUUCAUUCAACCUA
Messenger RNA from Piliocolobus tephrosceles (Ugandan red Colobus), 8017 nucleotides. It is a transcript of the gene SLC12A2, whose product is annotated as solute carrier family 12 member 2. Gene Ontology annotation, cellular component: apical plasma membrane. The record is from RefSeq and is a predicted model, not a curated record. Gene Ontology annotation, biological process: cell volume homeostasis; chloride transmembrane transport; ammonium transmembrane transport. NCBI's taxonomy places the organism in Eukaryota, Metazoa, Chordata, Mammalia, Primates, Cercopithecidae. Gene Ontology annotation, molecular function: ammonium channel activity; sodium:potassium:chloride symporter activity. The transcript has 26 exons. Bases 1500 to 5006 code for a protein of 1168 amino acids.